This is a messenger RNA of Momordica charantia (bitter melon), 2526 nucleotides long. Its product is annotated as heterogeneous nuclear ribonucleoprotein 1. The record is from RefSeq and is a predicted model, not a curated record. Gene Ontology annotation, biological process: regulation of gene expression. Gene Ontology annotation, molecular function: RNA binding. Gene Ontology annotation, cellular component: chromatin; nucleoplasm. Lineage: Eukaryota; Viridiplantae; Streptophyta; Magnoliopsida; Cucurbitales; Cucurbitaceae.
GAAUUUCAAAAUUCAAACGGCUCUUUCAGUGGAGCCGAUCUCUCUCUUCCGUUAAUUAGACCCGCCAACGUCUCCUCAUCCAAUGCCAUUAACGAGUUUCCUAUAGCUUACAGUUCCAAAGUACUGUAAUCUGAAACCAGCUUCUGGAAGGCAUUUUCGAUUCUCUGGGAAAGUGAAGACAAGAUCGAGUUCGUAAUCGCGAAACCUAAUGGCUUCUUCGAGGAAUUGGCUGAAAUCUCUCAUCAAUCUCAAAAAGCCCCAUCCUACAGCUUCGGAGCAACAGGAGAAGAGCAAGAAGAAAUGGAGGUUGUGGAGAAGCGCUUCUGACGGGUACGGAUCUGCUGGUAAAAUUUCGAAGAGGGAAUUUGUUGAAUCAACAGAAUCGCACGAUUCGAGGCUUUUGGCUAACGCCGUGGCUGCAGUGGCUCGAGCUCCGUUGAAGGAUUUUGUGGUAGUGAGGCAACAUUGGGCCGCCGUUCGAAUCCAGACGGCUUUUCGCGGCUUCUUGGCAAGGAGAGCCUUGAGGGCACUGAAGGCAGUGGUGAGACUUCAGGCCAUAUUCCGGGGGCGGCAAGUGAGGAAGCAGGCCGCCGUGACUCUGAGGUGUAUGCAGGCGCUGCUCCGAGUUCAGGCCAGAGUGAGAGCAAGAUCUGUGACUAAUUCUGCAGAUCAAUUAGCCCAAGAAGAAGCCGAUCCCAUUAAGCAGGCCGAGAAAGGAUGGUGUGACAGUAUGGGUACUGUGGAGGAAGUGAAGACUAAGCAUCAGAUGAGAAGAGAUGGGGCUGCCAAAAGGGAAAGAGCUCUUGCAUAUUCCAUUUUACAACAGAGAUCAAAAUCAUGUGCCAGCCCAAACAGAGGCACCACAAGCAAGCAAAUGAUGACCCAACACAAGAAAUUGGACAAGAAUUACAGGCACCACGACUGGAGCUGGCUAGACCGGUGGAUGGCCGCCAAAUCAUGGGAAACCAGUUCAUUAGACACUGUCCCAGCCGAGACGACGCCGUUUUACCGCAAAAGUGAAGAUGUCAUCCACUUUCCGGACAGUGUCAGAGUUAGAAGGAACAAUGUCACAACAAGAAUCUCAGCUCAACAACCCUCCUCUUCAUCCAAUCAUAUUUCUCCCUCUCCAUCUUCCUCGGAGUCUGUCUGCGACGAGUACUCUGCCUCCACGUCAUCGUGCUCAUCAGCAGCGGUGGCGGCCGAUGAGGAAGAGGCCGGAAGCAAGCCGAGCUAUAUGCAUCUCACGGCGUCGAUCAAAGCGAAGCAGAGAAUUUGUGGCGGGAGGAAUUUACCGAUCACCUGCGGGAAGACGGCGACGGAGACGCAUUCUAAUGCUGACUUCAAUGCUUACAAUGGCGACGGAUUUCUUGAACAGUACGAGCAGCCGCAACCGUUCGAUCUGGGGCGUGAAUUUGAACGGCACUCCAAUGUAGAUAGCACAGGAUGUGAGAUAAAGCAUGUGACCAGUCAUUACGAUUCAUCUUCCAGCGGCAAACUUUUCGUUGGAGGCGUUUCUUGGGAGACCACUGAAGAGACCUUUAGUGAAUACUUUGGCAAGUAUGGGGACAUAGCAGAUUCAGUCAUAAUGAUGGACAAACACACUGGAAGGCCACGCGGGUUUGGCUUUGUAACAUUCUCUGAUCCUGCUAUUGCUGACAUGGUUCUGAGGAAGGAGCACGUUAUAGAUGGCAGAGCGGUGGAAGUGAAGAGGACAGUUCCUAGGGCUGAUAUGAAUGAUAAAUUGGUAUCAAGAACAAAGAAAAUAUUUGUUGGUGGAAUACCACCUUGUUUGACUGAAGAUGGGUUUAAGGAUUACUUCUCUUCUUUUGGAUGUAUUAUUGAACACCAAAUCAUGAUAGAUUAUCAAACCAGGCGGUCUAGAGGAUUUGGAUUUAUCACAUUUGAGAACGAAGAUGCCGUUGAAAAUAUUUUUGCAGGAGGUAGAAUACAUGAGCUUGGAGGCAAGCAGGUGGAAAUCAAGAAGGCUGUACCAAAGAGAGGUACUAAUGAUUUCAGUAGUAAUACUGCAAAGAAUUCUGCAGGAUUUGACAGGUAUAGAUCUGGAGGUGUAUAUGAUGGUAAAAUGGACAGAGCUCUUGGUGGGUAUGAUGUAUAUACUACUCCCUAUGGCGGGUUCGGUGGAAACUAUGCCAGUUUCUACGGUGGAUACGGUUUCGGUUAUGGUGGAGCCAUGUAUACGAAUGCUAGAUAUGGAAUGAACGGUUACGGCAUCCCGAAUGGCUAUGGUUGUACAGUUGGAUACGGAGCCAAUGGAUUUGGCAAAGGAUAUCAAGGAAAUGGUGGUUCAAUGCCUGAAAGAUAUCAUCCAUAUUGGUAUUGAACAAACUUUUCCAGGACGUUCUUUAAACGCGGGCACAAGUUUCAUCUUAGUAGCAGUGCAGUUUUAGCUUGUUGCAUGUAAUAUAGUUGUCGACAAUCUUUUAUUUCUCUCUUUUUUUCUUUUUUUUUUUGGACAAGAAACAAUUUGAUUGAUUAAAUGAAAUGAUGAACAUAUCUCUUCAAAAA